Suncus etruscus (white-toothed pygmy shrew) is the source of this 375-nucleotide messenger RNA. It is a transcript of the gene CCL24, whose product is annotated as C-C motif chemokine ligand 24. NCBI's taxonomy places the organism in Eukaryota, Metazoa, Chordata, Mammalia, Eulipotyphla, Soricidae. Gene Ontology annotation, cellular component: extracellular region. Gene Ontology annotation, molecular function: CCR chemokine receptor binding; chemokine activity. The transcript is spliced from 3 exons. The coding region runs from base 1 to 375 and encodes 124 amino acids. Gene Ontology annotation, biological process: cellular response to tumor necrosis factor; chemokine-mediated signaling pathway; inflammatory response. The record is from RefSeq and is a predicted model, not a curated record.
AUGGCAAGACUCAGUGUGUUUGGAAUUGGCCUCCUGCUGCUGCUGACCCUGUUCACCCACCACAUGGUCCCUACAGGUUCUGUGGUUGUCCCCAUGUCCUGCUGCCUGGCCUUCAUUUCCAAGAAGAUUCCCGAGAACCGAGUGGUGAGUUACCAGCUGGCCAGCCGGAGCGUCUGCCCCAAAGAAGGCGUGAUCUUCACUACCAGGAAAGGCCAGAAGUUCUGUGGUGACCCCAAGCUUUCAUGGGUCCAACAGUACAUGAAGAAACUAGAUGCCAAGCAAAAAAAGGCUGCGGCGAGGACCAUGCUACUGGGCAACAGAAUCCCCGUUCACCGGCACCCGGCUAAUAGCACUGCUAAUAACACUGUGGUCUAG